Messenger RNA from Alnus glutinosa, 3473 nucleotides. RefSeq lists its product as uncharacterized. Gene Ontology annotation, molecular function: ATP hydrolysis activity; ATP binding. Gene Ontology annotation, cellular component: mitochondrial outer membrane. Bases 531 to 3044 code for a protein of 837 amino acids. NCBI's taxonomy places the organism in Eukaryota, Viridiplantae, Streptophyta, Magnoliopsida, Fagales, Betulaceae. The transcript has 16 exons. The record is from RefSeq and is a predicted model, not a curated record.
UGAAGAGGGCCAGACCACAUAGAGAAGUCAGUCAUUACCUGUCAAGAACAUUAUACCAACGUUGUCUUCGGUAGCGAGAUAUAUUUACAUUUUCUUCUCUGUCCAAAAUCUUCCACACCAACCCAUUUUCUUGGAUUCUUUUUAAAAUUCCCAAGCCUGAAUCUUUACUCCAUUUUCAUGAUCGUCUACGUAACUUUUCCUUGAGUAUCAUCAUAUAGCAUCUUGUAGAUUCAGGGCAGGUACUCUAAGCCUCUUGAGUAACCCUUUUCCUUGGUUUCUUUUGUGGAUCUUUGCGUUCCAUUCUCACCAACUUUCUUGAAUGUCAUAGCGUUUUUAUCAAUAUUCGUCCAAGCUUUUUGAAUAGUUAAGGAAGUUUGUGACUGAAGAAAUUAACCUUUUUGUGAUGAAAUGGUUUUGGUAAAUUUGGCCCCAGAAAACGUUGGGGAGUGAAUGAUAUAUCAUAUAUGCACAUAGAUCAGUUGUAAUAUAUCCUCUAAGAGUGGUUAAAAGGGUGUUUGGAAUUGGAGAACAUGGAGCAGAAGCACAUUUUGUUGUCGGCUUUGAGCGUUGGGGUCGGCCUUGGGGUGGGGCUGGGAUUGAGUUCCGGACAGACAGUGAGCAAAUGGGUAGGCGGGAAUUGGUCAUUGGAUGAGAUUUCAGCGGAGCAGAUUGAGCAGGAGCUUAUGAGGCAGGUGGUGGAUGGGAAGGAUAGCGAAGUCACAUUCGACGAGUUUCCUUAUUACAUAAGUGAGAGAACUCGGGUGUUAUUGACGAGUGCUGCAUAUGUUCAUUUAAAGCAUGCUGAUUUUUCCAAGCACACACGGAACCUUCCACCGGCAAGUAGGGCUAUUUUGCUCUCCGGACAUGCCGAACUUUACCAGCAAAUGCUCGCUAAGGCUUUAGCACACCGCUUUGAGUCAAAGUUGCUGCUGCUUGAUGUCAGUGACUUUUCUCUGAAGAUGCAGAGCAAAUAUGGUUGUGCUAAAAAAGAAUCUUCUUUCAAGAGGUCCAUUUCAGAAGUAACAUUGGGGCGAAUGUCCAGUUUGUUUGGUUCCUUUUCAAGCCUUCCUCCAAGUGGGGAAACUAGAGGGACAUUGCAUCGGCAAAGCAGUGCUAUGGAUGUCAAAUCAAGGGCUAUUGAAGGUUCUAGCAAUCCUUCAAAACUUCGGAGGAAUGCUUCAGCUAUGUCUGAUAUGAGUAGCAUCAGUUCUCAAUGUGCUCCCAUAAAUCCAGCUCCACUCAAGCGCUCGAGCAGCUGGUGCUUUGAUGAGAAGCUUUUUCUACAGUCACUUUACAAGGUCUUGGUUUCAAUAUCAGAAACUGGUUCCAUUAUUUUAUACCUCAGGGACGUUGGACAGCUUCUCCUCCAAUCACAAAGAUUAUACAAUUUGUUCAACAAAUUGUUAAAGAAACUCUCGGGUUCAGUGCUGAUACUUGGUUCCCGGAUGUUGGACCCAGAAGAUGAUUGCAGAGAAGUGGAUGAGAGGCUCACUCUUUUGUUCCCAUACAAUAUUGAGAUCACACCACCUGAAGAUGAGACUCAUCUUGUCAGCUGGAAAGCCCAACUGGAAGAGGACAUGAAGAUGAUCCAGUUUCAAGAUAACAAAAACCACAUUGCCGAGGUACUAGCAGCAAAUGAUCUUGAAUGCGACGAUUUGGGCUCAAUCUGCCAUGCUGAUACAAUGGUUCUCUGUACCUACAUAGAAGAAAUUGUGGUAUCAGCAAUAUCUUAUCAUUUGAUGAAAAACAAGGAUCCAGAAUACCGAAAUGGAAAGCUUGUUAUAUCAUCUCAGAGCUUGUCCCAUGGAGUGAGUGUAUUCCAGGAAGGUAAAAGUGGUGGGAAAGAUACUCUCAAAAUGGAGACUAAUGCUGAAUCUUCGAAGGAAACUGAAGUGGAAGAGGCUGUUGAUGCAAAGACUGAGUCGAAGUCUGAAACCCCUGUACCUGAAAACAAAAGUGAGACAGAGAAAUCUGUCCCUGCAAUGAAGAAGGAUGGCGAGAAUGCACCACCACCAAAGACUGAAUUUCCUCCUGACAAUGAGUUUGAGAAGCGCAUGAGGCCAGAGGUUAUCCCUGCCAAUGAAAUUGGAGUGACAUUUGCAGAUAUUGGUGCCUUGGAUGAUAUUAAGGAAUCACUUCAGGAGCUGGUCAUGCUCCCUCUUCGAAGACCAGACCUUUUCAAAGGAGGCCUCCUCAAGCCUUGCAGAGGUAUAUUGCUUUUUGGGCCUCCUGGUACUGGAAAAACAAUGUUGGCAAAAGCUAUUGCUAAUGAAGCUGGAGCAAGUUUCAUCAAUGUCUCAAUGUCCACCAUCACUUCAAAAUGGUUUGGGGAGGAUGAAAAGAACGUCCGAGCUCUGUUCACACUUGCAGCAAAGGUCUCCCCAACAAUCAUUUUUGUAGAUGAGGUUGAUAGCAUGCUUGGGCAGCGGACUAGAGUUGGGGAGCAUGAGGCCAUGCGUAAGAUUAAAAAUGAGUUCAUGACACACUGGGAUGGGCUGUUAACAAAACCUGGCGAACAGAUCCUUGUUCUUGCCGCGACCAACAGGCCAUUUGACCUUGAUGAAGCAAUUAUUAGGCGGUUUGAGCGAAGAGUUAUGGUUGGUCUUCCAUCCAUUGCAAGCAGGGAAAUGAUCUUGAGAACUCUUCUGGCAAAAGAAAAAGUUGAAAAUCUUAACUAUAAGGAGCUUGCAACCAUGACAGAAGGAUAUAGUGGAAGCGAUCUAAAGAAUUUGUGCGUAACAGCAGCUUAUCGACCUGUUAGGGAGCUAUUACAACAGGAGAGAUUGAAGGAUGUGGAGAAAAAACUUAAAGAUGAAGAGGGCAAGAGUUCAGAGGCUACUUCUUCAGAGACAAAAGAAGAAGACAAAGAGGACCAAGUAAUUACCUUGAGGCCUUUAAACAUGGAAGAUUUGAGGCAGGCAAAGACUCAGGUUGCGGCAAGUUUUGCUGAGGAGGGAUCAAUUAUGGGCGAGCUGAAGCACUGGAAUGAUUUGUAUGGGGAAGGAGGUUCGAGGAAGAAGAAACAACUAACUUACUUCCUAUAGAUUGUAGAGGGCAGGUAUCUCAUCUAGCUCAUCAGUGCCAUUCUUUGUGAAAGGAUGUAUACGUUAGGAGAAGCUGGAAAGCCCUUCACCUGGAAUUCAAUGUCGAAUGGGAUGUUCUAGUGCCACAUCCUCAAAGACAGAUGUCCUGAAAAUCCCAGGACAGUUUAUUCAGAGUGCAUUUUGUACAUCAUGUUUAAGAGAGAGGGUUCUCAUUAUCUGUAACGCCAUUCCAUAAAUCAAGUAGCACCAAUCUUUAAUCCUAUUCUGUGAAUGUGUGGUGUUUGGAAAUGCAUAUAGGUUUGCAGAAUGUGAGAGGAACUUGUAUUUAAAUUGUUUUAUAUGCUGUACCCUACAGACUACAUCCUCAUACAGUAGAAUUUGUAUAUUUGUUAUGUAAACUUUGAUUAGUAAAGUACUUCUUAGUUGUUA